This is a messenger RNA of Owenia fusiformis, 2722 nucleotides long. NCBI's taxonomy places the organism in Eukaryota, Metazoa, Annelida, Polychaeta, Sabellida, Oweniidae. The record is from the annotation of a GenBank genome assembly.
CGGAUGUUGCAGAAAAUUUUUUGAUAUUUUUUCACUAUUUUUGUUUUUACAUGUUUUAUUAAAAUAAUGCAUCAAAAGUGAUCAUCAAAUUGCGUCACAAAAAAGUAAGAUUAAUGAGUAAGUGAUUUAUACAACAAAAUGGCAAGUACAUCAGCAUCAGAUAAAUUUUCAAGGAGGAGAUGCGUAAAGAAAAAUGCUAAAUAUUUCAGCGAUCAGUUUGUCAAUAGUUCUGAGACUUUGAUAAGGACCAAUGAUAACUCAAGUGCUCCUGAACAAAUCAAAACAGUUGAAAUCAAAUCUGAUAUUAAAUCAAGGGGCAAUAAAAGGAAGUCUGAUGGAAGGAGGAAAACAACAAACAAGCGACAGAAACAAGAAGAAAAUAGGGGAAAACAAGAAGAUAAAAGACAAAAACAAGAAGAUGGUAGGGAAAAACAAGAGGAUAAUAGAGAAAUAAGUGUUCAACAUAAAGUGACAGAAACAUCAAAUAAGGAUGGUGAUGUUGCUGUUAAAAAAGAUAAAGUAAAUGAUGUUGCGAAACAAAAUUCUGUGGAAGAGAAAGAUCUUGCCGAUUUUGGUCAUGAUAAUGGACAAAAAUCUGAUGUCAAAGUAAAAGAUAGAAACAAAGAAAUUUCAGUGAGUGGUGAUAAUGUGUCAAAUCUAGAACCUAUUGAAGGCAGUAAAAGUGACAAUACUCACAUUAAAACUAAUGAUCCUGAUAAUACAGAAGAAAACAAUUUGGAUGAUAAGAACAGCAGAGACAAUAAACGAACAUUUGCUGCCAACCUUGAUCUCAUGUCAACUAGCUCUAUUUCUCCAUUGUUGCCAGAGAGGAAAUCCAAGAUGAAGGAUGCAAAGUUUUCUGAAAGAGCUCUAAAUAUGGUAGAAGACACUUGGGGAACUUCUAACCCUUUUGAUGAGUUAACAGUUGGUUUCUGUAUAUUUUGUAAGACCAAGCUAGACCAGGCAUAUUGCAAGCAACACAUAAUAGAAGAGCAGAACAAGCUUCUAGUUCAUGAGGCUCAGGAGGGGAAAUCAAUGUUCAGAUGCUGUAAAGAUGGAUGUGAGGUGAUGAGCUCAUCACGAAAGGAACUGAACAUACAUGUAUCCAAAUGUCAACCUUGUAGUGAAAUUGACAACCAACUGAAGAACUUAUCUAAUAAGCGCUAUAAGUGCAGGGAAUGUGGCUAUAGCUGCAGUGCCAGAAGCACUGUACUACAACAUACUGUCAAGCAUACUGGAGAAAGACCCUUUCAGUGUUCAAAGUGUCUAUUAAGGUGGAAGUUCAUAGCUCAAUGUCUAGCCCAUGAGCGAACUCAUAAAGGGGAAAAGAUAUUCAAAUGUACAAAAUGUGACAAAGCAUUUUAUACUAGAGAUGAACUUGAAGUACAUACCUCUGAACAUACUGGGAUUCUACCAUUCCAAUGUAGUAUUUGUAAGAAGGGGUUCUCCUUAAAGAAGAGGGCAGCUCGUCACUACAAGACCAUACAUGAUACCAGCCAAGUAUAUAACUGCAAGGAUUGUGACCUUACAUUCAACAGUUACAACGAAUUCAUGAAACAUAAAAACAGUCAUAAUGGAAAACUCAAAUGUGAUAUGUGCGAUGCUGUGUUUUCAAGCAAAGGCACUUUACGUCGACACGAAACAACAAUUCAUCAAACUGAUAAUAAGCAGAGUAACAAGAUAGAGAAAUAUGUCAAGAAUUUAGAGAAGAGAUCUAUUAAUAUUAAGACCAAACCUCUGUUCUCACAACUACAGACUAUACCAAAGUUAUUUCCUUCCCACAGAACAAACUUUCAACCAAUAACAAAGAAGAUAAUCAACGUCAUGGAACCAAACCUGAACACAGUCUGUUUAUCGUUACAAGGUCCAGCUAAUGAUGAUGUUGAAAAUGUCAUGAUUAAAAUUGGGAAGAAAAGCGAGGAUGGAUUGCAGUAUGUUUUUCUCGUGUUUCCAGAUAACACAUCAAUGGAUAUCCAGCAUUUAUUCACUGAUAUGCUUGAGAAGCAGCCUGAAUUGCUACAGAUGCUUGAAACUCCUACUACUUUCAAUCAGGACUCUGAGUCAUAUGCGACGAUACUUAUCAAACGGCCUCCUAAACCUGAUAAUGAAAAGGCUAAAGGCGAUCAUGAACCUGUUGAUCAGAUAAAUCCACAUGCUGAGACAAAAGGAAACACCAUUGAGUUAUGUGGAGAGAAGGGUAAUGUCAAAGGUGCACUUGUUAAUAAAUUGAUUUCACAAAUAGACACGAGAGGAAGCCUUGAACAGUCGGUGUCUGAGUUAAGCGGAGAUUCUACACAGCACAUUGUUGCACAAACCACAAUUGUAGCACAUAGUGAAGCUGCAGCACAACAUGCUGUACCUCAAUACACAGCUGCAGCACAGCAUGUUGUAACACAAUACACAGCUCCACCACAAAGUGAAGUUGCAGCACAACAUGCUGUAACACAAUACACAGCUGCAGCACAUAGUGAAGCUGCAUCAGAACAAUUACAAAGGGAUUUUCAAGAGAAAUAUGCCAAUUUGAUAAGUGUGAUGGAUUCAUCAGGCUUUUUAGAAUAACUUUUUGAUGUUGAUAUGGUGACAUAUUGUUAUAGUCUCCAACUUUUUGUGGCAGCAGUUGGUGUUCGGUAGUUGGUGUUCGUCGUGUUGGUGUAACAAAUGGAAGGUGGUGACAUUUUGCAUGUUAAUGGCUUGUUAAGAAUAACUGUUGAUUGUUUAAAGG